Molecule: messenger RNA, 315 nt
Organism: Dictyostelium purpureum
Lineage: Eukaryota; Evosea; Eumycetozoa; Dictyosteliales; Dictyosteliaceae
Exons: 3
Coding region: 1-315 (104 amino acids)
Molecular function (GO): protein-disulfide reductase activity
Source: RefSeq, a predicted model, not a curated record
AUGACUUUUUCAGAACCACAAAAUACCACAGAAUAUAACCAAAUCUUUGCUUCUGCCGAUGUUGCUAUUGUUUAUCUUACUGCAACUUGGUGUGGCCCAUGCAGAGCAAUUGCUCCAAUCUUUUCAAGACUUGCUAAUGAAAACCCAGAAAUUGCUUUUAUUAAAGUUGAUGUUGAUAAAUGCCAUGAUUUACCACUUGCCUCAAGUGUCACUGGUGUCCCAACUUUUGUUGCUUUCAGAACUAAAGUCGAAGUUGAUCGUAAAGCAGGUGCUUCUCCAGCUGCCAUUGAAGGUUUAAUUAAAUUAUUAAAAUAA